This is a messenger RNA of Eutrema salsugineum, 1827 nucleotides long. RefSeq names its product pentatricopeptide repeat-containing protein At2g46050, mitochondrial. Gene Ontology annotation, biological process: RNA modification. Gene Ontology annotation, molecular function: protein binding; RNA binding. Bases 6 to 1742 code for a protein of 578 amino acids. The transcript has a single exon. The record is from RefSeq and is a predicted model, not a curated record. Gene Ontology annotation, cellular component: intracellular membrane-bounded organelle. Lineage: Eukaryota; Viridiplantae; Streptophyta; Magnoliopsida; Brassicales; Brassicaceae.
UAGAGAUGCGUUUUAGGUUCCGCUCAACUUCGAUCGUAACCGUCCAUUUCAAAAACUAUUUGUCUUCCUCGCGAACUAACCGAACCCAUUCGAAUUCUUCUUCUUCGAAGUUAUCUGCUAGACUGAGUAAUCUCGUUGAGGUGAAACAAGAUCAUGGGCUCAUGGUAAAACGAGGGGCUUACAAUUCUCUGUUCCUUCAGAACAAGCUCUUGCAAGCUUACAUGAAAAGCAGAGGAUUCGAUGAUGCAGACAAGCUCUUCGACGAAAUGCCUAUUAGAAAUAUUGUUACUUGGAACAUUUUGAUUCACGGGGUCAUUCACAGAGACGGCGAGACCAAGCACAAAGCUUGUCUAGGUUUUUGUUAUUUGAGUCGGAUUCUUCUCAGUGGGGUGAGUUUGGAUCAUGUCUCGUUCAUUGGCCUGAUACGGUUGUGUACUGAUUCAAUCCACGUAGAAGCUGGUGUCCAAUUACACAGUUUGCUUUUGAAACAAGGUCUCGAUUCAAAUUGCAUCCUGAGUACCAGUCUCGUUGAUUUCUAUGGGAAAUGUGGUCACGUUUCUGAAGCGAGACAAGUUUUUGAGACGGUUUUGGUUAGAGAUUUAGUGCUAUGGAACGCUUUAGUUUCGUCGUAUGUUCUUAACGGUAUGAUCGAUGAAGCCUUUGGUUUACUCAAGCUAAUGGGGUCCGGAGAUAACAGCUUUACUGGUGAUGAUUUCACUUUCUCCAGUCUUCUCAGUGCGUGCAGGAUCGAGCAAGGGAAGCAGAUACACGCCAUCGUCUUCAAACUGUCAUUUCAAUUCGACAUUCCAGUGGCGACUGCAUUGGUCAAUAUGUAUGCUAAGAGUAACCAUAUGAGAGAUGCUCUCGAGUCUUUUGAAUCGAUGGUUGUGAGAAAUGUUGUGUCCUGGAACGCAAUGAUUGUGGGUUAUGGACAAAAUGGAGAAGGAAGAGAAGCUAUGAGACUUCUUGGUCAGAUGCUCCGUGGGAAUCUCCAACCAGAUGAGUUUACCUUUGCAAGCGUUUUAAGUUCUUGCGCUCAGUUCUCAGCAAUUCAGGAGAUUAAGCAAAUUCAAGCCAUUGUUACUAAAUGUGGCUCUGCAGAUUUUCUUUCUGUGGCUAAUUCUCUGGUAAAUGCUUACUCCAAAACUGGAAAUUUAUCUGAAGCACUUCUGUGCUUUCAAUCGAUCGGAGUACCCAGUCUUGUUUCAUGGACUUCAGUAAUCGGGGCUUUAGCUUUUCACGGGUUCGCGAAAGAAAGCUUGAGAAUGUUUGAAAGUAUGCUGCAGAAACUUCACCCAGACAAGAUCGCUUUUUUAGAGGUUCUGUCUGCUUGUAGCCAUGGGGGAUUAGUUCAAGAGGGGCUUCGUUGCUUCAAACUAAUGACUGAGGUUUACAAGAUAGAACCAGAGGAACAACACUACACCUGUCUGAUCGAUCUUCUUGGUCGAGCUGGGUUCGUCGACGAGGCCUUGGAUGUUUUAAGGUCAAUGCCUAUAGAACCACGCACAGAUGCUUUGGCAGCUUUCACAGGAGCAUGUAACAUCCACGAGAAGAGAGAAUCUAUGAAAUGGGGUGCAAAGAAGCUCCUUGAAAUUGAACCUAGCAAAGCUGUGAACUACUCUCUCUUGUCAAACGCUUACCUCUCUGAAGGCCAUUGGAACCAAGCGGCUCUACUGCGCAAAACAGAGAGGAGAAAUUGCAAUAAUCCCAAAACUCCAGGUUGCAGUUGGGUUGGUGACUAGUCAGUCUAGCAACUAUAACCAUGAUUCAUGAACACAACGAUAAUUGGUUUAGCUUAACAAGCCAUGCAAGUAAAAAAUGUGGAAG